UUCUGAUUCUGUAGAAACGUAAAAGGAAAAAAAAAAGAAUUUGGAGAAACAACUUUCAUAGUAGAGUUCCUUAGGGUUUGCUCAACAAUGGUGGAUCCAGUGAUGGUGUCUUCUAACAACAAACCUAUCUUCUUCACAGAUCUGUCUGGACAAAACUCCAUUCCCACGAUUCCGGAUUCGUUUAUUUCGAAUCACGUGAAGGGUAAAACUCAGUCAACGAAACUGAAACUGACUACGGAUGUUUCGGACAGAUCGUGGGAAGUCGAACUGGACGGCCAGAGAUUCGCUCGCGGAUGAAAACAAUUCUGGGUCCACCAUGGUGUCCGAAACGACGAGUUUUGAGUUUCAGGCACGACGGCGACAUGGUUUUCCACGUCACGCCCUUCGGCCGUAGCUUCUCUCAUCAGAUACUACAGUUCAUCUCUUCUACCUCCGAAGAUGAAAAUGAAGACGAUGAACAUAAUAUCUUUGAUGAUGAUGUUUUUGAUGAAGACGACGACGAGGAGCAUGCCGAUGCUGGAGAUGAUGAUGAUGAUGAUGAUGAUGAAGAUGAAGAUGGAGAUUCAGAAGAGGAAUUAUGUCCAAACAAAACUUCGUCGAAGAAGAGAGCAAUAACAGAAACAGAGAACUCUUACCUUCUUGCGCACGUCACAUCUUCAACCCUAAGCCGAAAUCACUUGAGUUGUUCAAAAUCCCAACAUCCGGUGAGAGAUACAGACACCAAGAUGAUCGAUGCUCAAUGAUGUGGUGGAAUGUUAAAUCA
Messenger RNA from Raphanus sativus (radish), 763 nucleotides. Its product is annotated as putative B3 domain-containing protein REM4. Bases 294 to 743 code for a protein of 149 amino acids. The transcript has 2 exons. The record is from RefSeq and is a predicted model, not a curated record. Lineage: Eukaryota; Viridiplantae; Streptophyta; Magnoliopsida; Brassicales; Brassicaceae.